This is a messenger RNA of Thrips palmi, 4427 nucleotides long. RefSeq names its product UPF0577 protein KIAA1324-like homolog. Lineage: Eukaryota; Metazoa; Arthropoda; Insecta; Thysanoptera; Thripidae. The record is from RefSeq and is a predicted model, not a curated record. The transcript is spliced from 14 exons. The coding region runs from base 137 to 3235 and encodes 1032 amino acids.
CGGAGUCAGCCGUCAGGGCCUGCUAGUAGGGUGCGGAGCCCAGCGACACAGCAGCUUCGGAGUUGGUCCCGAGCCGACGACCAACAUGCUGCAUCCAUGACCUGAGCCCCGUGCCCUGAGCGCCGCCGUCAACACCAUGAACGUCGUGUUCCUGGCCGCCCUCGGCCUCGUGCUGCUGGCGCAGCGCAGCCCCCUCGGCGCCGUGGCGCGAUCCAGCUUCGACGACGACGACCUCAACUGCAAGGAGAUGGACUACGAGUACGCCCUGACGGAGUGCGACUCGCAGCGCGGCCGCUGGCGGGUGCAGGUCCCCAGGUCGGGCCGCUGCGCCGACAACAACCCCCGGCCGGCGCGUCGCAUCGAGCAGUGCCACAUCUCCUGCGAGGCGGGCUUCUACUACGACCUGGGCGACCUGUCGUGCCGCAUGUGCAGGCCCGGCACGUACUCGCUGGGCGGCGGCGUGCUGCUCGAGUCCUUCCAGGACCGGCUGCCCGACGGCUUCACCUCGCAGGUGGAGACGUUCCGGUCCUCGUUCACCACGCACCGCGGCCUCGCCGGCGACAUCGACUGCAGCCAGUUCGGCUGGAGGGCGCGCGGCGGCUACCUCGCCUCGCUCGGCGGACCGUGCGCCGCCACGCUCACCUACGACGUGCACCUCGUCAAGCCCGGCAACCUGACGUACACCUACCAGUACCCGGACAAGGACGUCAUCUUCGACUUUGAGGCCCAGAACGCGCAAUGCCAGAGCCUGCGCGACUCCAAGGAGUUCCGCUGGCCGCAGUACACGCGCGAGGCGGGCGAGUGGAAGAAGCAGACGGUGCGGCUGCUGACGGGGCAGAACGUGCUGCAGUGGAAGACGCUGGGCAUGGACCACGGCCAGAGCAGGCCCGUGGUCAUCAAGAGCAUAGAGAUCAGCGGCGUGUCGCUGACGUCGCCCUGCCUGCCCUGUCGCGCCGGCACCUUCAGCGAGGGCGGCGCCCGGCUCUGCACCGAGUGCCCCGAGAACACGUACUCGGACUCCGAGGCCUCCAGCUGCCGCGCCUGCAACCCCGUCACCGAGUACGCCUCCAAGGGGUCGCCGUCGUGCCGGCCGCGGCUGCCCUGCAGCAGACAGGACUACUACGAGAAGCGGACGCCCUGCGACGCCGACAAGCAGACCCAGCGCGUCUACGAGUGGAUCGCCCCCAAGAUCUGCCGCGACGACCUGCCCGGCGCUGAGCAGCUGCCGCUGCCGUCGCCGCGCCGCCAGUGCGCGCCCUGCAACCCGGGCAUGGACUACGGCAACGGGUCGUCGUGCGAGCCGUGCCCCAGGGGGUCCUGGAGCGACGGCAACACGGCGUGCCGCGCCUGCCCGCCCGGCUCCACGCCCAACUACGGCAUCCAGGUGGCGCGCUGGGUGGAGCUGCCCUCCUUCAUGAGCGCCGCGUGCCUGGAGCCCGACGGCUCGACGUGCCAGAGCGGCGCGGGCUGGCAGGUGGCCGGCACCUACAUCCACACCACCAGGCACCACUCCUCCGGCGCCUACCUGCUGCUGUCCAUCACGGUGGCCGGCUUCCGCUCCAAGGGCGGCGUCACCGUCACGGGGGCGGCCGGCGGGGCGGCGCGCCGCCUGGAGGUGGGCCGCGUCGAGUUCUCCUUCGAGCUGGACUGCAACGCCGAGUGCGAGUUCGUGUUCCUGCAGACGAGCGACACCAAGGGCAUGACGGUGGUGGAGAGCUGGUCGCAGCGCCAGGCGCGGCAGACCUACAGCUACGCCGUCAUGCAGAACGACUCCUACACGUUCAGCUGGGCGUUCCAGCAACUGGGCUCCGGGCCGGCCGGCGCGGUGGACGCCGUGGCCGGCGCCAUGGGGCUGGGGGUGGACGACGACGGCGCGCGCCGCGGCUUCGUCGACAUGGCCAAGAUCUUCUUCAUCAACGUGACCAACACGGUGGACGGCGGCGCGGCCUCCUGCCUGCCUUGCCACCACGACUCGGACUCGGAGGGCUGCCUGCCCUGCCCGCCCGGCCAGUACAUGGAGCCCAAUGGCACCGGCUGCCACUUCUGCCCGCCAGACACCACCGCGGUGGAGCCCCUGGUGGCGGCCAGGCUCGGCCAGGACGCGUGCCAGCCCUGCGGCCCGGGGCUGCACGCCGAAAACGGCGGCAGCUGCGAGACCAACUGCGUGUUCGACAUCGACGACUACACGUACGACCUGCGCGCGCUGGACAAGCCCGUGGCGGUGCACGGCAGCCGGCUGUUCACGGCCUCGGGGGCGCAGUACUACCACCUGUUCAACAUGAGCCUCUGCGGCACCAGCGAGCCGGCCGAGUGCAGCAACACCAUCACGGUGGGCGACAGCAGCGCCACCGAGGCCGGCAACGUGGCCGCCUUCAUCUGCAGGACGACCGUGAUCCCCGGCCAGGGCCCGAUCGGCGGCGGCCAGGGGGACCUCGUCAGCGACGGUGAGGAGCAGACCUUCUCGACGCAGUCCGUGGCGCUGGGCGACGAGCUGCUGGCCGUCACCUCCAACACCACCUACAUGCACAUGAAGGUCAUCGACGAGUUCGUGCAGCCCGACUUCAAGGACAUCCACUUCUUCUACGCCACGCCGCUGCCGACGCGCUCGUGCCCCAAGGGCCGCACGGCCGUGCUGACGCUGCGCUGCGACCCGUCCGAGAACGGCAACUCCACCAUCACGCUGCCCGCGCAGUGGCCGGACGGCACCUCGGACGGCUGCAACUUCAACUUCAUGUGGAAGAGCAAGGCGGCCUGCCCGGCCUGCCGCGAGAGCGACUACACGACGGUGAAGGGCGAGUGCGUGAACCGCGGCCAGGCGGUGCACUACCUGCCCGCCAAGCACUGCCACCCCGCCACGCCGGAGCCCAGCACGGUCUACGUCGCCUGCACCACGCAGAUCCCGCUGGAAGUGCAGCUGGUGGUGGCCGUGUCGGUGGCGCUGGCGCUGAUGCUGUGCGGCUGCAUGAUGCACUUCUGGCGCAAGACGCAGAGCCUGGAGUACAAGUACAUGAAGCUGGUGCAGUCCAACGGCGGCCGCGACGGCGACGGCGACCUGGACGCGGACUCGUCCCUGCCGCCGGCGGAGAGCUGCGCGCUGGGCGAGGAGGACGCCGAGGAGGAGGACGUGGCCUUCGCGGCGCCCAGCUCGCAGGGCCUGCUGAACCGCAUCCGCGCCAUGCGCAGCAAGCCGGAGACGGGGAAUCCGUUUGAGACCGUCAAGUUGACGAUGCAAUGAAGAGACGAGGAAGACUCCUCCUUACAGUGCAGCGGCGGCGCGGUGAAUGUCGUCGCGAUACGGGGAGAACGCCCAACAUCUCACAAUCCCCCAUCCCCUCUUCGUUCGUCAAGACAGAUUGAGACACGAGAUCAUGGUUAUAAAAAACAGAAGGAUGGAAACUGUGUCAAUUUUUUCCCCAAAUGCGGUAGAUUUGUUUAUUUCUUAUUUUGUUAUGGGGCCGAAAUGUCUUUAGGCCAGAAACUGGAGCUGUGGUGAAAAAAAUCGGAAACGGCUGUAGCACUGACCGAAAAGUCAGACUAUUGUGAUGUUUAGUAUUCUAUCGCUUUAGUUUUGGAUUAUGUGUGUGUAACGUGUGUGUCUUUAUGUGCGUGUGUGCAUUGUGUGAGUGAGUGAGCGCAGUGUCGUAUUAUUAGUGAGUGAAAAGUUGAGCAAAGAUCUCUCCUUCACGGACCCCUGUCACGGUCUCGUUGAUAGAAAAUUCGCCAUCGUCUGUGGUGGUUCUUGCUGGGUGCCAAUGAAAUUUGAAGCGUUGUUCGCUACUUUAUUUUUAUGCUGCUCGUGAGUUAAAUGUUAGAGCAGUGAAUCCACCGGUUUCCUGCCCGCACAAAUAAGCUUUUUUUUUUUUUUUUUUUUUCGAAAAAAAAAAAGUUCAGCACAAAACCUUUCACGAACAGUGGUAACUCGAUGGAACCAAGGUUGGAACUUCAGUUCUGUAUUUUAUAGCUCCAAUCGGUGGAAAAAACGACGACAAAAUUAUUAUUAUUUCUUUGCCUGCCGAAAAUUUUCUUAAGUACUUGAAACAACAAAAAGUGUGAUUAGCUCUAAAUGUUUGAGUCUGCGAAAAUGUGUCGACCUCAACGUGUCCUUUGGUUUCAUUUUUUUUAAUCCGAUCCCUGGAUAGGUGCACAAAUGCACAAGUAGAUCCCCGUUCGUGCCGGGAUCCUUGCUGGAUUCUUUUGAGACUGAAACGUGAGGAGUUUGGGCUUGCUGCCCGGUUUAGUCGGACUUUAACCCACCCCUCCCUUGAGCCCCCCUCCCCCUCCCCUCCUCAUCCCAUCCCCUUCCGCCUUUUUUUUCAAGUUAUGUAUUUUUCUCUCCAUUCAAUGUAGUCUAUUCAAAGAUUUAAUCGGACAUUUACGAAAAAUAUGGAAAAAAAAAGUUUGAAAUAAACUUGUUUUAUUUGGCUUUA